Elgaria multicarinata webbii is the source of this 3414-nucleotide messenger RNA. RefSeq names its product family with sequence similarity 222 member B (gene FAM222B). The transcript has 3 exons. NCBI's taxonomy places the organism in Eukaryota, Metazoa, Chordata, Lepidosauria, Squamata, Anguidae. Bases 126 to 1778 code for a protein of 550 amino acids. The record is from RefSeq and is a predicted model, not a curated record.
GCGGCCGAGCCGGCUCUGAGGGGAGAAGAGCAGCAGGAGAAGCGGCGGCGGCGCCAUGAGGGCCGGGCGGGGGCUCCCACGUGGGCAGAGGAACGAGGGCCCCGUGUGCUAGCAGCCUGCCUGUCAUGCUGGCCUGUCUCCCCGGGCCAGGAGACCUCCCCUUCCAGCUGCUUUCUUACCCGCAGAUGAACGCUGGACUUCAGAAAUGGGACACUACACAGAAAAUGAGAGCCGCACAGCACCCUACUCCAGCAGAGUUGGACGCGUAUGCUAAGAAGGUGGCCAACCAUCCUCUGACUAUCAAAAUUUUCCCCAACAGUGUCAAGGUCCCCCAGCGGAAACACGUCCGCCGCACUGUGAACGGGCUGGACACCUCCGGGCAGAGGUACAGCCCCUAUCCGCCGUCGCAGGCCGCGGUGAAGGCGGGCCUGCUGGCCAUAGUCCGCCGGCCGGCGAAAGGCGUCGUCAAGGACUUUGACGGGAGCCGGACGCGCCUGCUGCCAGACGCCAUGAUGAACCCCCCUUCCGCCCCCUACCCGGCACCCAGCACUUUAAGCCACCCACAGGCGUUGGCCCGCCAGCAGGCCCUGCAGCAGCAGCAGCAGCAGCAGCACGUCCAGAGCCUGUCCCAGCAUCCUCAGGGGAUUCCCCCGGCCCUGCAGCAGCCGCACUCUCAGAGCGUGGGGCACCCGUCUCUGCAGCAGCAGCAGCAGCAGCAGCAGCACCCCGCCAGCCACUUGCUCCAGCAGCAGGCGCUGCCGCCGCCGCCCGGCUUGCACGGGGGCCGGAAGAUGGCGGACGCCGACGCCCCGCCGAACGUGACUGUGUCUACCUCAACCAUCCCCCUCUCCAUGGCUGCCACGCUGCAGCAGAGCCAGCCCCCGGACCUGAGCAGCAUUGUGCACCAGAUCAACCAGUUCUGCCAGGCCCGCGCGGGCGUCAGCGCUACCUCAGUGUGCGAGGGACAGAUCGCCAACCCCAGCCCCAUCAGCCGCAACCUCCUGAUCAGCGCCAGCACCCGGGUGUCGGCCCACAACGCCCCCACGCCCCUGCCUUCCUGCGUGGUCAACCCCGGCGACCACACCGUUGCCGCCGCUGCCGCGGUCCCGCCCUCAGCCACCAUGGGCGUCCCCCUGGGCGUCGUCGGCCGGGGCCCCUCCGCGUACCAAAGUGAAAUGAAGCAGGCGGCUGCGGUGGCCUGGAACCAGCAACAGCUUGCUCACCUGCAGCAGAUGUGUGGCGAGGGGGCUGUGGGCCCCUCCGGGAUGAUGGGCAACCCCCCUGCCCGGGAGCUGCCCGGGCAGGCCUUCGCUGGCAAGGCACCCGGCUACGCCCUGGAACUCUGCAUGGGCCAGCCGUUCAACGUCAAGCCGCCGCUGGAGAAGCCUACCCCCUCGCCGCCCGUCAACGGCUUGCCCGGCCCAGUUCCCUACACCAACGGGCACUAUUUCCAGCCCCUGUGGAAUAACAUUCUGCCCACCCCCAACAGCGACAGCUCGGGCUCCCAGGACCUGGCCGUGCCUUUCCACGGGGCAGGGGGGCCGCCCGCCAUGGGGGCCGCCCUGGAGUGCGCGGCCGGACCUCACUACCGAGCCGGCCAGGGCGGCCUGAUGCAGACGAUGGAGUACCUGAGCGGAGACCUGCAGCAUUCCUGCCUCCGCGAGCAGGGCGGGGUGGUGGUGCUGGGCAAAGCCCCCCGCCCCCCGCCCGCCAUGAACCGAGCGGCCGAGCCCAGCGAUAGUCGAAGCCUUCAUAUUCAGCACCCAGGGUAUAGAUAAGGCAGCGGGCACUUUCACGGGCGGCAGGAGCGGCCGAGGGUUAGUCUUAAUUUGAAUUUAAUGAGCAACGUGUGUGGCUGUUCCUUUGCUUUGUGUUUGGUUUCUUUUUUAACUUGCAAACUUCUGUGAUCAUCGUUGUAAACUGCUGAAACGGGAGCCCACAAAUGGCAGACCUAAAACCAUCCCGUGGGGUCAACGCCCUCCGGUCCUUCUGCUUCUUUCCCACUGAGUCAAAUCCGGACCCUCAUUCCUCUCCAAAUCUGUUUCCGCCCCACGGUGCUCCGCACCUUGUGGGACUGCAGUGCGUGUGCAUAUUCUGGGCUUAGUCGGGUAGCAUCACAGCUCGGAUUUCUUUUCCUGGUUCCUCUUGAAAAAAGAUUGCAGCUUGCUCCGGCGGAGAGCAAUGUGCCCCUUUCCACACCUUCUAAAACGUCUGUCUCACAAAAAGAAAGGCGGAAUUUGAAGUUGUGCCAAAUGUUUUGGACUACAACACCCAUCGGCCCUGGCCCAUGUGGACAGGCACUUAAGGGAGUUGUGGUCCAAAAUGUCUGGAAGACUGAUGACCCCUGCCAUCGAGACGGGGUCAUCAGAAGCCAUCAGGGAUUUGUGAUUCCCCCCCCCCCUUUCUCUUUUUGCUGGGGAGACUCCGGAGUCUCAGCCGGCGUGAGGCUUGUCUUAGUCCAGCUGUGAGGGCGUCCUUCUGGAAAGAGGAGGUGUGGGCAGGCAGGCCCUUUUCGGAACGGUUUUGAGCCACUUAGGUCCCCAAUACGACAAGAGAUCCGCACCCCAUCACCGGGGUUUUGUCGCUUCGCACCCUGGCUUCUGCCUCCCCGGCCGAUGUUUCCCUACGCCCAUUCUCUCCCCUCCCCUCCAAGAUAAGGACUUGAAGACAUAAUGAUCACCGUCAAGUUUGGAAUUUUAAAAAAAGCCAAAAACAAACGUCACAGCUGCCUUUUUUUUAUUCUUUCUCUGUACACUGGCUAAAACGAUUGCUGUACACUGUAAACUCAGACGUGUAAUAUUUCUGUGUGAAUGUUACCUGGUAGCGUUGGGUCUGAGUAGCACUGUGGGGGGUGAACCCACUGCCCUGUCCUCCCCACAGCCCCGGGGGACAGGCGGAGGGUGUGUGUGUGGAAAUGACGAUGACGGAAGCCUUAAAGCGGUCGCUCCUCCAAUUCUCCUUAAUGAGCAUGGGUUAAACUCUAAAAGCUAUCAGACAAAAACGUUCAAUUAAUGCUAAGGAUAACUUUUUGUUUUAAAAGAAAAUGGCAAAUUUACAGAUGUUAAAGUGACGUCUUAGGUCAGCUAGCGGUUCUUAAGAGGGGGGAAUUAGAAACAGUUUUAAUCUGUAUAUCUCUCUUGAUUUAGACAUAUAGUUCUGGGCCGUAGCAACCCUAAGUAUCUUUUUCAGACUUUGCUUCUGUCCUCCUUCAGACUCUCUGCCCCCUACCCACCCCUGACAGGACCCUUAGCACCACCUCGGUUAUUUUAAAAUCCCUCCAAGAGUGUUAGAAGGGUUGGGGGCACUUCUUAGCGCUGUAGCGCUGUCUCUUUAGAGCAAAAAUGAAGUGAUCUGAACUCUCUCUCUCUUUUUCAAAAAGUGGAUUAAAUUAUGCGUCGGCUUGCGUUGCCUUAA